Molecule: messenger RNA, 2043 nt
Organism: Chondrus crispus (carragheen)
Lineage: Eukaryota; Rhodophyta; Florideophyceae; Gigartinales; Gigartinaceae
Exons: 2
Coding region: 1-1917 (638 amino acids)
Source: RefSeq, a predicted model, not a curated record
AUGAUCGGCAGAGAGUUGCAAGCCGCUCAUGCGCCCCGGCGCCCCGGUAAAUUGUUGGGAUCAAUCGGAGGUGUAACCUUUACACGUGCCCCCGUGAUGCGCUGUAACCUUCACACGUGUGCAUCUACUGUACCCUUGGUACUGUACCCUUGGUACAGUACAGUAUUUACAAGGACACCUCACAUUGCGCUUGGUUUCCCCGAAGCCGCCAGUGUUCAUCCCCUUCGAUGCCGUGCGGUUUCCGUAUCUGCGCACAUCACCUUAUCUUCCCGUCUCCCCCCGUCUUUCGCCGAUCCAAGGAUGGAACCAGAAUUCUUAUCCUUGCCCGUCAAGCGCCGCAAGAAGAACUCGCCCGUCCUGAAGGAAUUUCCGUCGGGCCCAAAGCUAUGGUUCGACGUCCUUCCGCAAGAAAUUCUGACCCGCGUCGUCGCCUUGCUUACAUUGCACAGCGGCGGCAUUCCCCCCCUUCAGCUCGCCGAACUCUCCCCUUUCUUUGCCCGCGCCGUGACCGGGCUGCGCCAAUCCCGCUACCAGAGCUUCGAACAUCAAGACAACGACAGCUGGGCUGUCGCUUUUGCUGACUCGGAUACCACGAAACACCUCGUUCUUUGUCUACAGGACUGGCCCUACCUUUCUCGUGCCGUCCGCAUCAGCGCGAUUCGCAUUCUCUCCAGUCCGCUCUUGCAAACUGCCGUCAUCCCGGAUAUGUUCACCUUGAUUAAGCACGCCCUCCAGUCCCGAACGCUGCGCGAGCUCGAAGUCCAAUUCCACAUGAAAAACUAUCCGAAGAACGAUGGACUCCCCGCGUUCUUGCGCAUCGGUUCUAUGUCGUUGCGCAAGCUCGACAUUGUAUGCAACCAAGGGCUCCAGCACUAUAACAAGUGUCGCGAAUGCAUCUUCCAACGAAUGCAACGCCUGCAAGACGAGGCGGGGCUCACGCUUGCCCGCUCCUGCCCACACCUCAUCGAGUUUGGCUCGCUCCGCAAAUGUUCGUCCCGUUGUAGUGGAGGAAGCAAGUUCAGCCCUUUUUGGAGGAUCUGGGAAACGCUGCCGAAUAUUCGCACGGCCACUCUCCAAGGAUACUAUUUCCGCAGUUGCGGCAUCGAGCCUCGCGUGCUUGAUCGUUUGAAAGCUCUGGAGUCGGUUCGGAUUAAGGAUAUGUUAGAGCAUGCUGCGCUUCUCGGUCCCGUCGUCACGAGCAUAUCAGAUCGAUUCCAACGCAGUGGCGACGAUUCCAGUAUACGCGCGCUUUCAAAAUGCGUCGGAUUAUCUGACUUGCGGCUAAGCUUAAGGCCUGACGACCGCGACCUUCGUGCGCUCAAUCAUGCAGUGCACUUCAUGCCGGUACUAAAGUACAUGAGUCUCAGAUGGGUUUGUGACCUGCAAGGAACGAAUUUCUUAAAGUGCAGAUAUAUCAAGACAGUUCAAAAUGGGAACAUCAGCAAAUAUGUGGCCGUCUUCCCAGAGUUCCAUGAGGAAACGGUUGAGUCAGUCAUGCAGCUUGUGCGACAGACGCCAGCAUUGGAAAGUUUGGAGCUUUUAGAUGUGCGCAUUCCGACAGAAGGGGUUGUCGAUGUCUUGAGGCAUCUUGGAAAUCGGUUGAAGCAUUUCGGAGUCUCUUUGAGCGGACAGGCCGACUCGAGUUUCGAGCGCCUCCAAAUCCUGAUUGCGACGAUUUGUAAAUAUAACUGUAGGUUGGAGUCGGUCUCAUCGGGGCUACGGGGUACGGCAGCAAAUGCGUUUUCCCCGCAAAACGUCAAAGGGGUGCAUCUUUCGGAAGCCAAUGUGGGCCUUCUCGAGGAACGGAAAGGAAAGCUGGAUGAAAUGUUGCGGUCCGUGAGCCGGUGGGUCCCGUUUUUGAACCCGAGCAGUCUCAAAAGCUGGUUAGAUGAUGUGUUAUGGAUUGAGGUCAAAUAGUCUGCCGUAUGGUAGAAGUACAGCUAUGUAGACAGCUCGUCCUCUUUCCUAUCAGUGCGCUGCAGCAUUUGGCGAAAGGCAGCAGUUGAUGGUUGGUCCGAACGGUAAAGGCAGGGCGGAACAAAA